Molecule: messenger RNA, 1511 nt
Organism: Arachis stenosperma
Lineage: Eukaryota; Viridiplantae; Streptophyta; Magnoliopsida; Fabales; Fabaceae
Product: FBD-associated F-box protein At1g66320-like
Exons: 2
Coding region: 577-1506 (309 amino acids)
Source: RefSeq, a predicted model, not a curated record
UUUUUAAUUUUCAUUUUAAUUCUUAAAUUCUUAAAGAAGUUGAAUAAUCGAUCACACCAAACGUUUGACUAUAAGAUAGUACUUUUUCCCCUUCGUUUUUUGGAUAGGAUGAUAGAGGAUCUUGGCAUGGGAGUGGGAGAAAACUCACAGCCGUACCAUACACAUUCUUCUGCCAGACAUAGAUUAGAUUCUUGCCAUUCUCUGUCACAAACCUAUAGAAGAGAAGGACUCAUUGGAUAGUUCUAGUGAUGCUAAUUCUUCUACUUUGUCUAGUAUGUUACUUCAUAAGGCCAAAGAAGAUAAAGAUGAAGCACUGAAAACAGAUCAAGAAGUACGAAAUUCUACUGAUGAUUCAAUGGUGAACAACCAGCAAAUUGUGUUAGCUGAAUCUCCUCUUCCUCCACCAUUGCCAAAGUCACCUUCUGAGUCCUGGCUCUGGAAGGCCCUGCCUUUAGUUUCUGCAAAGAAUUCGUUCCUGCAUUCGAAUCAGUCCAAUGCUAAAAGGCAAGAUUCAAAUACAGCAUCCAGCAAUAUUAUAAAGUGGGAAAACAAUAGUGAAAACUUCAAAUUUGCAUCAUGAUCAUGUACGAUAUUCUCAGAAUGGUUGCAGCAACAAGCAUUCUCUCGAGCAGGUGGAGGGAUCUGUGGCACUCAAUUCCCACAGUGGACCUCGAUGACGCACUCUUCCAGGAUAAGGAAGAACUGUUUGUUCGCAUCGCCUACGCAGUUAUGCUAUCGCGAGAUGUAACGCAACCCAUUCUCAAUUUCCGCCUCAAAUCUGAGUAUCCUUCAUGUCGUCAAUGUGAUGUAGAAUUGUGGCUCAACACCGCCAUUCAGCGUGAAGUUAAGAGGAUUGAGCUUCAUUCUCAGAUAAUAAGGUUGCCGAUUGGAAUUCUCACAUGUGCAAGCCUUGUUGUUCUCAAGUUGACAUUCUUAAAAGUUGACCGUGUUUUAACAGUACACUUACCGGCUCUUAAAACUUUGUAUUUGAUUUGGGUUGUAUUUGUAAAAGAUGAAUAUCUUGAUAUGAUUCUCUCAGGAUGCCCAAAUAUUGAGGACUUGCAAAUCAAUAGUUCUUCUUUUUUUGGGCUAGAAUUCAGUCCUCGUGCCAUCACUUUCCGUAAUCUAAUUCACAUGAAGCUCUCCGUGUAUGAAUGUAAAUGGAGGUUGCUAGUUGGACUGCUCAACUCCUGUCCCUUGCUUCAAAUUCUUGUCAUCAGAAAGGAGAAGAAAUCGGCAAGUGUAUUGGAUCGACUAAAUCGGCGUGACACACAAACCGUUCCUGGAUGCCUUUCAUCGCACCUAAGAGCCUGCACUAUAAAGAAUUUUCAUGGUGCUGAUGUUGAUAUUCAAUUUGCAAUAUAUAUUCUGCAAAAUGCAAAUGUGUUAAAGAAGAUGACCAUAUGUUGCUCGAGUUCCUCAAGAAAAGAAGAUAGGCUUGAAAUUUUAAAAAAGAUAUCCAAGGUUGCUAGGGUCUCGACAACUUGUGAACUCUUGUUUGAAUGAUAAUA